AUGGACCCAGCAGCCAUCACUCAAACGCCGGGAAGAAGCCUGGGCCCCGAUCCACUGCAGGAGGGAGAACCACGCCAGCUCCCGACCCAGCAGCCAUCGCUCAAGUGCCGGAAGUUCCAGACACCAUGUAACAGAUUUUUCCCCUACCAGGCUGAUUCUAACACCAACUUUUCUGUGCUGGAAAGAAGUAUAAACUGUGGUGACGUUGUGAGCUUUUCUGAUAUGUGCCACUCUAAUGAAGAGUAUUUCAAGAAACUAGAAGAGCUUAAGGCAGCUCACAUAGAAACUAUGGCAAAACUAGAGAAAAUGUACCAGAAUAAAUUAAAUUUAAAAGAAGUUCAGCCAAUAACCAUCAGGGAGUAUGUUCCUAGCAACUCUUCCAGUUCUGUGUCGGAAAAUAACUCCUGCCGCCCUGUCACGUUAAUGACAUCACUUUCGGAGCCAGACUUAGGCCAGUCUUCCUCCUUGUAUACUUCUUCUGAAGAAGAGUUGCCCAACCUAGAAAAAGAGCAUCCCAGGAAAAACAAAAUGAUGUCCUAUGCUAAGGAGCUCAUCAGCAACAUGUGGACCAACUUUUGUGUGGAUGAUUAUAUUCAGAGUGAAGAUACUGACUUCCAAGUAGCUGAAAAGACAAGGAAGAAACCAAAAGAAUGGGUGCCCACAAUUACAAUACCUGUACCUUUUCAAAUGAUGAUUAGAGAACAGAAGAAAAAAGAGGCCAUGAAAUCUAAAUCAGAUAUCAGAAUAGUACAUAAAGUCCUCAAAAGCAAAGAAGAUUCAGAGUGUAAGAAGAAAUUCAGAGCCAAUCCAGUUCCUAUGAGUGUCCUUCUUCCCCUUUAUCAUGAGCUAGUUAAGCAAAAUGAAGAACAGAGGAGGGCUAGGAAGGAGAAAAGCAAAGAAACUCUUUUGGCCUCACAAAAGCCAUUUACAUUCAUUGCAAGGGAGGAACAGAAGCAAGCAGCCCGGGAAAAGCAACUGAGAGACUUGUAUAAGUCUAAAAAAAAAACAUAUCAAUUUAAAGCCAGACCAAUACCUCGAUCUGUUUAUAGUUCAGCUAUCAGUGACAAAUUAAAAGAAGAAGAGCUCCUUAGAAACAUCAGGACCCAACUGAGAGCCCAACAGCUUUUACAGAACUCAUCCCCUCUGCCUUAUAAACCAGGUCAUAAACAUGCCAGGAACCCCAAGGCUCCUGAACAGACUGGAAAAUUAAGGAAUAAACACAAGGCACGAUCCCAGACUCCUGAUGUUGAAAACCUUCCUGAGGGGUGUAAGAAACACUUCUCAAAACACAAGCAUCCAAAACUCUCCACAGUCCACCGACCACUUAAUGUUUGUGCAUCCUCAAGUAAAUCUGAAAGAGAGAAUAUUUUGGCAGAUGAAGAAAAUCUGAAAGAAACAUGUUGCCCUUGUCUGUCUCCAAGGCAUAAGCCACCAGUAAGAAGUGCAAGUGCAAAGCCCACGUCUUGUAGAUGCAGACCUGCAGUGCCCACAGUGUCAUCCAGAGGACGAGAACAAGCCGUCAGGAGAUCACUUGAGGAAAAGAAAAUGUUGGAAGAAGAAAGAAAUCGGAUCUUAACUAAGCAGAAGCAAAGAAUAAAAGAAUUGCAGAAACUCCUGACAACCCGGGCUAAGGCUUAUGACCCACAUCAAAGUUUAGCUCAAAUGUCUAAAUCCAAAGUAAAAUAUCUCAGAAAGAGUGAAAAGGAAAGGAUGAGAGAAUACCGACGAGAACUAGAAGAAAGAGAAGAAAAAUUAAAAAUGAGGCCAUUACUAUUUGAAAGAGUUUCUCAGGAAAAUGCGAGAAUGGCAGCAGAAAAGCAUUAUUCUAACAAACUAAAAGCACUAGGAAUAUCUGAUGAGUUUGUUUCAAAGAAAGGCAAAAGUGGAAAAGUAUUUGAGUAUCUCAGCAAUCAAGAGAUGAAAAGUUUCACGGAAGAUAAAGAAAGCUUAAAUGAAGAAGAAAAAGUAGAAGAGAGAGAGAAUGGGGAAGAAAAUUAUUUUAUUGAUAGCAACAGUCAAGACUCUUGCAAGGAUAAAGGUGAAGAUGAUGCAGCGAGCGGAGAAGUGUCUGCUGAAGAAUAGAACUGAAAUGCAGGGCCUCCCCCCUCUAUUCCCUGGCUGCUACUUGCAGCACCUGCACCUGUGAUGUGAGGACAUCUGUGGGGACACCUUCCGUGUGUGCAGUGCUGGUGAACAAAGACGUUGCGGCUGAAGAAGGCUGAAUCCAGAUGAUCGGUGAUUUGAUCAGUUAGAGUAAGGCUUUUCCUGUUUUUUUGUUUUUUAAAUUGCAAUUGUUUGCUACGAUCUUGUAUUUUUGUAUUUGAAAAAAGAUUUGAGAAUCACAGCUAUCACAAACUGAUUAGUUAAAAAAUAAGUAUUAUAUUUGGUGGGGAAAUAAGUGUUAUAUUUGGUGGCUUAGAAUUGAGAAACGAGCCAGGCAUGGUGGCACAGGCCUAUAAUCCCGGCACUUGAAAGGCUGAGGCCAGAGGAU
Molecule: messenger RNA, 2491 nt
Organism: Fukomys damarensis (Damara mole-rat)
Lineage: Eukaryota; Metazoa; Chordata; Mammalia; Rodentia; Bathyergidae
Gene: Fam161a
Product: FAM161 centrosomal protein A
Exons: 7
Coding region: 1-2082 (693 amino acids)
Biological process (GO): cilium organization
Cellular component (GO): cilium; ciliary basal body; photoreceptor connecting cilium
Source: RefSeq, a predicted model, not a curated record